Sycon ciliatum is the source of this 2520-nucleotide messenger RNA. RefSeq names its product DNA-directed RNA polymerase II subunit RPB1-like. Gene Ontology annotation, cellular component: plasma membrane; protein-containing complex. The record is from RefSeq and is a predicted model, not a curated record. The transcript has 5 exons. Gene Ontology annotation, biological process: establishment or maintenance of epithelial cell apical/basal polarity; heterophilic cell-cell adhesion. The coding region runs from base 387 to 1757 and encodes 456 amino acids. Lineage: Eukaryota; Metazoa; Porifera; Calcarea; Leucosolenida; Sycettidae.
AAGCCGUUUUCGUACCUCAGGAAAGUGUGCGGAAAGUGCAAGACUCCGUGGGGACUUGCAAUGCUAGCUAGCUAGCGCCGUGGCUUGGGUUUCGCUCCAAAUGUUUAUUUGGAAUCUUUCAUUACGCUAAUGGUCGAGUUCCUAGUAGUACAGAGAUCGUUGCUCAGUGAAGGAAUCCGCGAUUCCAACUGAGUUUUUGCAAGGUGCUUCGUGGUGACCAAAGUCUGAUUUACUUCCAUUGUAAAAAAAUAUGGACGGUCGAUCGCGGAACGUUCUUUUCUUAGUUCCUGCCUUGCUAUGGCUGAUCGUGUUGCCUAGUUUGUCCAACGCCACACCUUGCCCCAGUCAGCAAUGUCAGAACGGUGCAACAUGUCUUUUGACAGGUGAUGGUAGCACAUACAUCUGCUUCUGCACCAGCUCCUGGUAUGGUCCCCAGUGCCAGUAUUCAUUCUUACAGCCCACAGAUACAUUCUAAUACAUAUGCCACCUACUAUCUCUUCCCGGUCCUAUCCUCUUCUUGUGGCAUUUCCUGCCGGUGUCUAGCCUGUUCUUCCGACUACUGCAACUACAAAGGCAAUUGCACUUAUAACGUAUUGCGCCUGAAGCAAUGUUCAUGCAGUCCCGGCUAUACCGGUGCUCUGUGUGCCACUGAGAUAUUCACAAGUUGUUCAUCGUCCUAUUGCCACUACAAUGGCGACUGUACGUCGGACCCGUUUGGACAGGAGUCAUGUUCCUGCCAUGCCGGGUUCCUUGGCCUAUGGUGCGAAGCAGUGGAUACUUCAAAUGAUAUCAGCUCAGCUCCCGACACCAAGUCCAGCCCGAGAACAGCCAUAAUCGCCUCGAUCAGCGUAGCUAUCGGCGCAUUGCUGUGUGUCACCGUCGUGCUAGUAUGUCUGAUCCUUCGCUCGGCCAGAAAAAGAAGGCUGAAUCGUAACCACCAGCUCCUGAUGGCGUCGGAGGAGGACCAAGUGGGCACAUGCCCUGCACCACCAGCAACAAUACCAGCAAUGACACCAGCUACAUCCGGUGCAUGUCAAGUGGCUCCUGCAGCUCCGUGCACUCAAGCUGACAACGCCGAUAGCCCGACUUCGCCGGUAGUGUCGGCCUCCAUUCAUACAGCCAGUGGAGGCAACGCUGAUGCAUCCCUGAACGUUCACACAAUCCUGAGGGAGGACAAGUGUUCUGAGUAUGCUGCUGGCACCGUGCCCCAGCCAACGCACAACCCACACGAUACUGCAGAUGCAAUAUCCCAGCCAAUACAAAACCCACAUCAUGCAGCCUGUGCAACGUCCCAGCCAACACACAACCCACAUCAUGCAGCCAGUGCAAUGUCCCAGCCAACAUACAACCCACAUCAUGCAGCCAGUGCAACGUCCCAUCCUGCUCACAACACAUGCUGUACCGCCUACACAAUGCUCCAUCCAGCACACAAUCCACAUCAUGCGGCAGGUAUGAUUCCCCAGCCAGCAUACAAUCCACAUCACACAGCCGGUGCAAUGUACCAUCCAGCACACAACCCACACGAUACCAUGUACACAAUGCCCCAUCCAGCAGCACACGACACACACCACACGGCAGGCACAACGGAGCAGAAAGGAUACCUGCCUGACCACGUGCCCACGCACACACCUGGUGCUUCAAUACCUGGACCGGCCAGUAUGGCAGGCUUCUCGGCCGACCAAGCAGCUGCCAUCGCCGCUACCGCCCCGCCAGCUUAUGAGGAUGCCGUUCCAAUGUCCCAGCGUGUCAAGCAUUGAUUGUGUCACAAGGCAAUCAUCGAUGCUUUCGAUUUACACAGGAUGUGAAAGCUUACGGCUGCAGACAACAACUAGGUACGUCUCUCCAAAUAUUGUUAGUGACCGUCAACAUGUUAUAAAGCUGCAUUUCCCAUCUUAAUUCCCUCCAAUUGAGGAUUUUUAAAAGGUGUAUUUUAUUGACUUGUCAAUGCUCCUUCAUGAUAGAUAUACACAUUGCAUGAUCAUCCCACUUUCUCAGGCUUUGUUCCAAUGCACCUGUAAGUGGUGUGUUGUGGCUGUCAAGCCCGCAUUACAUAUCGACCUGCAUUACAUAUAGACCUGCAUUACAUAUAGACCUGCAUUACAUAUAGACCUGCAUGGCAUAUCGGCCUGCAUUGCAUAUCGGCCUGAAUCAUUUACUUUCAUUGUCGGGUGUUUAGCCUUCCCAUGGAUAUUGCUUUUAAACAGGUCCGUGGAAGAAAGAACAACUCACUGAUUGCUAUUAUGUAACAAGAAGCCUCGUUCGCUUGGCACUUCAUUCUACCUCUCAGAUCCUUUUCGUAUUACCAAUACCUUUUUCCACCAUUGACCCAUUAGAUCGUUAGGCUACUCUCGCUAGAUAAGGACAGUAGUAUGUCAAGUCAAUAGAGAAUCUGUUAGAUGAAAAUUUAUGAAUCACCACACAUGUUUUUCUGUUCAAAUCUUGCGGAGAGCUAUUAUAGAACAUUUAUCAUGCAGCUUCUGUUUUUUUUCUUUUUCAUUAUUUACGUCCUACACUUCUGAA